Messenger RNA from Chlamydomonas reinhardtii, 785 nucleotides. RefSeq lists its product as uncharacterized. Lineage: Eukaryota; Viridiplantae; Chlorophyta; Chlorophyceae; Chlamydomonadales; Chlamydomonadaceae. Bases 166 to 672 code for a protein of 168 amino acids. The transcript has 6 exons. Gene Ontology annotation, biological process: peptidoglycan biosynthetic process. The record is from RefSeq and is a predicted model, not a curated record. Gene Ontology annotation, molecular function: D-alanine-D-alanine ligase activity.
CCAUCUGCAGCCGCUUACCUGUACGUGCGCUUGCAGGCGCCCGCUGCUCCGCGUGCACCCACGCGCCCCUUGGUGUACAACCUUGUAAGCGACAGCGACGUCGUCAUCACCGGCCAGACGGACAGCGCGGCAGGGUGUGCCGGCGGUGGGCAAUCCAAGCCAUUCAUGCGCGGCAGCAACAGCCACCACCUCAGCGAGCCCAGCAUGCUGCCUGGGGCGGUGGCGUCAUCUGCAGCCGCGGCAUUUCGCCGUGGCACCAUCGGCGGCAGCACCCCAGCAGCCCCAGCAGCAGCCCAGGAGCAGGUGCCGGCCUGGGUGCACAUCCAGUGUGGCGUGGGGCGGCGCGGCGUGGAGGCGGGUCUGGAGGCGGUGCUGGCGCCACCAUCGCGUGGUGGACUGCGCUUCCCGCUCAUAGUGAAGCACCCAGGCGGCUACGGCUCCGUGGGCAUGACCAAGGACUCCAAAGUGCACAACGAGGAGCAGCUUUGGAAGCAGGUGGCGCGCUUCGUGGGCAGCUUCGGCGGUGCGCUGGUGGAGGAGUUCAUCACAGGCCGCGAGUUCACGGUGCUGGUGGUAGAGGAGCCGGGGGCUGCCACACGAAUGGACGCGGGCUGCGACACGGACCCGGACCUGACUUCGUUCCGCCCCGUGGCGUACCCCACGUCAUCCUGACUUGCGCUGCGCUCAUCUAUGUCCUUUGUGUGUUCCUGCACAAGCGAGGACUUCAAGGUGCGACCGUGGCUUGGGUGUUCAUUGUUGCAAGGACUUUGGGUUUGCAUUGGGCC